AUGGCGCCUGCGCUGGUAUUCCGACGGGCUGCACAGGAUAGAGGGUCUCUACUGGUGACAGAAGACCAAAGAAAUACUAUCAUUGUGGCAUGUAUAUACGUUGUGGCAAUUUUGGUACUGUGGAACAUCCCUAUCCUCAAGCAAGUGCUGUACCCAUUCAAGUUGCUUACUGUUGGAUUCCAUGAAUUCUCUCACGCAUUUGUGGGGCUCCUUACAUGUGCAAAAAUUGAGUCCAUCGAAUUGGACCCUGACGAGGGCGGUGCAACACGGAUGCGGGGUGGGAUCAGCUUUUUUACUCUACCCGCCGGGUAUCUGGGCUCGUCACUUAUCGGAGCUAUUCUUAUUGCUUGUGGAUUUGAUGAGAGAGCUAGCAAAGUGGCAAGUAUUGUCGUCGCUGUAUUUUUCUUAAUGAUGCUUUGGUGGGCUCGGCGCAAUUGGCUGUACGUUGAAAUGCUGACAGUAGCACAUGGCUCUUGA
Messenger RNA from Malassezia sympodialis ATCC 42132, 477 nucleotides. RefSeq lists its product as uncharacterized. Lineage: Eukaryota; Fungi; Basidiomycota; Malasseziomycetes; Malasseziales; Malasseziaceae. The transcript has 3 exons. Bases 1 to 477 code for a protein of 158 amino acids. The record is from RefSeq and is a predicted model, not a curated record.